UCCCAUAGUGCUUAGCGAGUUUAGUCUUCGGAUCAUUGAUAUUCAGGAAAAGAAACAAGAUGAUGGAAAGCGAGCCUUUAAUUGAACUGACUGGAAUCCAAGUACAUGAUUCCGAUCGCAAAACCCUCUCGCAUGAUGACAGUGAAUUCCUCUCUCUCUUAUCGGAGCGUGAUGUCCAGACGACAUUUGGUAGCGUUCAUGUGUCCGUCCAAGGCAAAGAGGGUAAACCCGCUAUUGUGACCUUCCAUGAUAUCGGACAGAAUCACACCUCGGCUUUCUUGGGAUUCUUCAACUUUGUUGAAGUACGACCCUUGCUUGAUCACUUCUGUAUCUACCACAUCGAUGCUCCGGGACAGGAUAGCGCAAAGUCCACUCUACCAGAGAAUUAUGUCUAUCCUACACUGGAGGAGCUCGCAUCGAAGGUAGUUCGUGAGGUAGUUGAGCAAAUGGGCAUCAAGACUUUCAUUGGAUUCGGAAUUGGUGCUGGUUCUAAUGUGCUAUGCAGAUAUGGCCUGUUGUAUCCCGAUCAAGUGGACGCUCUCAUACUUGUGAACCUUACGACUUCAAAAGCUGGUUGGAUUGAGUGGGGUUAUGAAAAGGUCUGUGUACGACAGCUUCAGAGCAAGGGGAUGACAACGUUUGUUGAGGACUAUUUCCUGUGGCAUCAUUUUGGUGAAAAAACCAAAAUUGAAAACAUGGAUCUUGCCCUGGCUUACAAAGAAAGUCUUCGAAAUCUUCUGAACCCAGCAUGUCUUGGACCUUUCCUCAAUUCCUACAUAAACCGAACAAUCAUCGAUAUGUAUAGACCUGAGGGAACAGCUCCAAACCCUAACAGAAAAACCCUUGAUUGUCACACACUGCUUUUAACAGGCUCUUCAGCACCUCACCAGAAUGAGGUUGCAGAGGCAAAUGGUAAAAUGAACCCCGCUCUAACAGAUUAUAUGAAGGUGUCAGACUGUGGGGGCAUGCCACUGGAGGAACAACCACACAAAGUGGCUCAAGCUAUAAUCUUAUUUUUACAGGGAAAUGGUUAUGUUUCAAGACUGAGAACUGGAUCUUCAGCUUCUUAUGGAAAAAUUCGAGCUGGUUCCUCAAAUGCAAGCUCUACGGCAACUAUUCCUACAAGUACUGGAUCAUCAGAAGUCAGCUUGGAAAAGAGGGAGCCUCUAGGACCUCAAGUUUGUUAAAAAGGCAGACAACUUCAAGAAGAGUGACGCAUGCACAAACUGAUGUUGGAGAAAAAGAAUUGUUAUGAAAUCAGCAUGUACUACGCAUACAAAUUCUCACAUCAACUUAAAUUUCUGAAUCAUCUUGAUCACAUUAUCUUUAAUGAACAUAAAGAAGGAAAAUCAAAAACUUUUUCUCAAAUGAUUCAUGAAUUAUUUAGUCUAAACAGAAGUGUUGCAAAGAAGGAAGAGAAAAUUGCUAGCAAUCACUGAUUGCUAAAUGCAAAUAUUGCAGUGAUUCUUAAUUAUUGCAACAUCUCUUUAAUGGUUAUGGUAUUCAUGAGUAACUGAUUUUCAAAGACAUCAUUUUCCUCUCCAAGUGCUAAAAGGACUAAUGAAUUCAACACACUACGAGGCUGACCUAUUUUUCAGGUGUAUUUUGAUACGAUGCAUGUGCUUCAAGAUUUUGCAAUUUGCUUGUACUGGUAUCUACUGUACAGGAAACUCAUACAGGACAGUGCACUUCAAACUAUGUAUAUUUUGAUAUGAUGCAUGUGCUUCAAGAUUUUGCAAUUAUUAGCUUGUACUGGUAUCUACUGUACAGGAAACUCAUACAGGACAGUGCACUUCAAACUAUGUGUAUUUUGAUACGAUGCAUGUGCUUCAAGAUUUUUCAAUUAGCUUGUACUGGUAUCUACCAUACAGGAAACUCAUACAGGACAGUGCACUUCAAACAAUCUUUUUUAAUCAAUCAUUUAAAUUGCUGUAACAAUAUAUUUGAAAUGGAAAUUUGUUCCACUCAAGAAAGCAUAUUCACCAAUUUGAUUAAUUUUAGACCCAAAAUUUUAGGGUACACACACCUUGUAGCUUAGUAUUGUACAAUGCAGGGGAAUGAUCCUUGAAAGGUUAAAUAUUAGGUCAGGGAUAAUUUAUCUUUGAAGUGAGCUAAGGAUAUAUUUUUUGUUUGGGUGAACAUGUGAUUUAAUAAAAUGUUCCUUACACUUUUAA
This is a messenger RNA of Actinia tenebrosa (Australian red waratah sea anemone), 2174 nucleotides long. Its product is annotated as protein NDRG4. The record is from RefSeq and is a predicted model, not a curated record. Lineage: Eukaryota; Metazoa; Cnidaria; Anthozoa; Actiniaria; Actiniidae.